Messenger RNA from Oryza sativa Japonica Group (Japanese rice), 6096 nucleotides. RefSeq lists its product as uncharacterized. NCBI's taxonomy places the organism in Eukaryota, Viridiplantae, Streptophyta, Magnoliopsida, Poales, Poaceae. Gene Ontology annotation, cellular component: nucleus. Gene Ontology annotation, molecular function: chromatin binding. The record is from RefSeq and is a predicted model, not a curated record.
CGCAUUCCCCUUCAUCCCAAUCUCGCUCGCCGUCGUCUCUCUCUGCCGUGCUCCAUAUAACCAUCUCUCUCCUCCCAAAUCCGCCUCUCUCUCUUCCCGAAUCGCGAUUUUUUUCUCCAUUUCUCCACCACCCCACCACAGAUCGAGACCAAACCCCACGCCGGGUCUCCUCCUCUGACCCAAUCCCCGAAUCCCCAAAUUUGCAGUUGAACCACCAAACUGGUGGAGUCGAUUCGGGCGAAUUCGAGCUCCGAUCUGCGGUUGCGGGAGAGGCGUUUCGUCCAUACCGGCGCGGGCGAGGCGAAUUCGGGCGAUCCGAGGCGUAUGGAGGAAGGCCCCGCGGAUCCGCUGCUCGGGAGCUAGGGUUAAGAGGCGGCGGCUGCAUCGGCGGGGGGCGGGCGCGAUCUGGUGAUGGUGCGGCGCGGCGCCGGGGGACGGCGAGGAGGGAUCGGCGGCGGGGAUGAUGCAAGGCUAUGCAUGGGUGGCGCGAAGGCGGCGGUGAGGGUUGCGGCAAGAGUCGGCGUCUCGUUCGGCACAUGUGGCCAGUAACUCGCGUAGAGGCAGCAGCUCCACCACCGGCACAGGGACAAGCUUCUCCUCCUCCCCGCUCCUCUGUUCCUCCGCCCCUGACGACCUCGUAUCCACCUGCGCCGACGACUCCCCCAGCAGCAGCGCACAAGAAGGAGCGUGUUGAUUCUCCCCGUCCAGCUUCAUCAGAUUCCUUCUUAAAGGACGGGCGUGAAUUCCGUGUUGGCGACUGCGCUCUUUUUCAGGCUGUUGAAGUUCCCCCUUUCAUUGGGUUGAUACGUUGGAUUGAGAAAAAGGAGGAAGGCUUUCCCAAGUUACGUGUAAGUUGGCUGUAUAGACCAGCUGACAUCAAGCUUAACAAGGGAACACAGCUGUGCGCCGCACCAAACGAGAUCUUCUAUUCUUUCCACCAGGACGAGACAUCCGCUGUCUCACUGCUGCAUCCUUGCAAAGUUGCUUUUUUGCGUAAAGGCGUUGAGCUUCCAGCUGGAAUUUCUUCAUUUGUGUGUCGGCGCGUGUAUGAUAUUGACAACAAGUGUUUAUGGUGGCUUACCGACCAGGAUUAUAUAAAUGAGCGGCAGGAAGAAGUAAAUCGGCUUCUACACAGAACAAAGCUAGAAAUGCAUGCAGCAGUUCAGUCAGGUGGGCGCUCACCAAAGCGGCUCAAUGGACCGUCGUCUGCCCAGCAAAAGUCUGGUUCUGAUGGUGCCCAAAACUGCGGUCUUUCCAAAGGGAAGAAGAGGGACAGGGGUGAGCAAGGAACUGAUCCAGCUAAGCGAGACCGUGAGCGUCCCCUAAAGGCUGAGGAUGGCGAAUCAGGCAACUUUAAGGUGGAGAAUCUAAAGUCUGAAAUUACAAAGAUAACAGAAAAAGGUGGACUUCCACAUGCUGAAGCUGUAGAGAAGCUGGUACAUCUCAUGCAACUUGAUCGAACUGAGCGAAAGAUAGAUUUGCCUGGCCGGGUAAUUCUAGCUGAUAUUAUUGCAGCUACAGAAAGUCCUGACUGCCUUGGUAGGUUUGUGCAACUGCGAGGCCUUCCUGUGUUUGAUGAUUGGCUUCAAGAAGCUCAUAAAGGGAAGUCUGGUGAAGCUGGUAGUCCUAAAGAAACUGAUAAGCCUAUGGAAGAUCUUGUCCUGGCCCUGCUUCGUGCACUGGCGAAAUUGCCUAUUAAUCUUACUGCUUUACAAAGUUGCAGUAUUGGGAAGUCUGUUAAUCAUCUGCGAAGCCAUAAAAAUCCGGAGAUACAGAAGAAGGCAAAGUGUCUUGUCGAAAAUUGGAAGAAGCGCGUUGAUGCUGAAAUGAAGUCAAAUGAUGUGAAACCAGUGGUAUCAGGUCAGGCUGUAUCCUGGCCAGGCAAACCUGGGUUUCCAGAAAUUUCUAGUGCUGGAAACAGACGAAGUGGCUCAAGUGAGUCUAGUCUGAAAAGCCCAGUGUCUCAGCUUUCUUCAUCGAAGGCCUUGACUUCUAAACCUGUAGCCGCCGAUGCUGCUGCGAAAUCGAGUCCAGUGAUAUCUGGUUCUUCAAAAUUGCAACAUAUGCAACCAGGAAAUGCUGUAACCAACUUGAAGGAGCAACCCUCCAAAUCAACUGGUGGCACUUGUGGCUCUGAGCUGCCUGCAGUGAAAGAGGAGAAAAGCAGCAGUUCAAGCCAGUCUCUGAACAACAGCCAGUCAUGUUCUAGUGAACAUGCAAAAACAAUCGGUUCUUCGAAGGAGGAUGCCCGAAGCUCAACUGCAGCUUCUGGUGUUGCCUAUAAAACUUCCGGUAGUUCUUCUCGUGUGCAUCGAAGAACAAACAAUGGGCUUCUUGGUUCAGGGAUCCAGAAAGAAGCUGCCGUGGCAAGAUCGUCUUCACUUGAUCACUCUUCAGUGCAGGAAAAAGUGUCACAAUCUGGCACAGCAUGUGAGAAAGGAGCUGACAUACAAUCAGAUCAGGGUAACAGCCAUAGAUUGAUUGUCCGGUUCCCAAAUCCUGGUCGAAGCCCUGCUAGGAGCGCAAGUGGCGGUUCUUUUGAGGACCCAUCAUUUACUGGGAGUAGAGCUUCAUCUCCUGUGGCAGACAAACAUGAACAAAGUGACCGUAGAGUGAAAAUGAAGACUGAAAAUUCCAAUCCUCAUUUAGGCAAUGAUACAAAUGCUGAGUCUUGGCACAGCAAUGAUGUUAAAGGAGCUUCAGUUUCUGAGGAAGGCGAUAAAUCACCUCGUGCUAUGUUGACUGAUGACAGCAAGACAACUGAAGGAGCUGGCAGAGAUGUACCUGUUUCACGAGUUGCUUGUUCAUCAUAUGCAAAUGAAAAGGGAAUCUGUUCAAGUGAGACUGGGCUGACUAAAUUGUUCAACCCUAUGAAUGCUUUGAUUGAAAUCAAGUACUCUGAAGCUAGUCAUUCCUUGCAAGCUGGGGAUGAUACAGCAAUGAAUCUUCUUGCCAGUGUCGCUGGAGAAAUAUCUAAAUCUGAGUUGAUUUCCUCAUCUCCUUCGCCUAGAAAUUCAUCAGCAAAUGAACAGGGCUGUGAAGGAGACAACAUUGGGAAGCUAAAAGUGGAAUGUGAUGUGAGCUUGCCACAGCAUGCAGGGCCAUCAAAUGAAGUUGAGAAAGUCAUCUCUGAGAAGAGUGAAAAAAGUGGUGUAGGUUUGGUUGGAAAGGAGCUGCACCGGGAGGAUGUUAAUAUGCUGUCUGUAAACAACUUGUUGUCACAGGGUGACAAGGGCACAACAUCUGCUGGAUCGUCCCCUCUACCAGAAAUAGAUUCUAAAGCGAAGACUGAAAAUCGUGAAGUAGAGGACACCGAUAAAUGUUCACAUCCACCUUCACGUGGUGAUGAUGGUGUAAAGUCAAAUGCCAAACAACCUAUUGGUUUCAAGAUUGAUACAAACUCAAAUAUAAAAUCAUCUACUACGAGUGAAUAUAGGUCUGCAUUUACUGUUCGAGGUAAAGUUGAAGAUGGUUGUACAACCAGUUCUGAUGUGGGCUCCACAUUAGGUGAUCAAUGUAAGCUGGCUGUUUCAAAUAGAAAAAUGCUCCCUGCCGAGGAACCAUUAUGUGGUGGUGACAAACAAGCUCAUGGUUUGUUAAAGCCAACAGAUCAAAAGCAUCUUCUGGGUCUACCAUAUUAUUCAGAACACAUUGAUAAAUCUGGUGACAGUACUGCAAAUAAAUUGAAAUUGAAGCCUUCAUUUUCAUCAUCGACUGUGGAGGUGAAUAAGGCUGAUGGUUUGCUGGUUGGUAGUAACACGGUGCUGAAAGAGGAUGAAAAGAAGGAACAUCCAGCUGAUGUUACAAAACUUGCUGUAGCAACUGGAGUCAAACAUGGUCCAGAAAAUGGGAUUAGUUCUAAAGAAUCAAAAGACAAUUCCAGUGAAUCAAGCAGUCACACAAGACCUGGAGGCACUGUCUCACAGGAAACUGAACAUAGUGCACAACGCAGCUCAAAGAAAUCUAGCGAUGAUGCAGGUGGGAAAGACGACCUUGUCUCAUCUGAUGAUGGUUCUUCAUUCUCUGCCAAGACCAGGUCAAAUGCCACUGCCAAGCUUGACUUUGAUUUGAAUGAAGGAAUACCUGGAGACGAGGGGCAUCUGUCUGAGCCAGCUACCUCUCCUGCUGUGUGUUCUUCAGCGAUUCAUUUACCUCGUCCUUCUCCGUUUGUAUCACCUAUUUCAAGUGGGCUGCCUGCUCCAAUAGCUGCUCCAGCUAAAGGCCCCUUUGUUCCUCCUGAGAACCUAAUAAGGUUGAAGUCUGAGACUGGCUGGAAAGGUUCAGCAGCCACAAGCGCAUUUCGCCCAGCGGAGCCAAGGAAAAUUUUUGAGAUGACUCUCAGUGCAUCUGGCAUUCUGGUUUCUGAUGCUGCAGGGAAAAACCGCCCAGCACUUGACAUUGACUUAAAUGUUGCAGAUGAGCAAUUUCUUGAGGAAGACGUCUCUCAGAGUUCUGUUCAGACAACUGGUUCUGAAUCUGGCAACACUAGAAGAAGCAAUGGUCCUGUACGUAGUGUUGGCUUUGAGCUUGACUUGAAUAGGGCCGAUGAAGUUGCAGAGAAUGGGCAAAUUGUGUCUAACACUAACCACAGGGUUGAAGUCCCAUUAUUAUCAAGACCAUUACCUGGAGUUUUCUCUAGUUCCGAUGCAAAUAGCUCAAGGGAUUUUGAUCUUAAUAAUGGACCAACUCUUGAUGAAGCUGGUACGGAACAUGCACCAAGGAGUCUGUCAUCUAAAAAUACCAGUAGCAUACCAUUCCUACCUCAAGUCGCUAGCAUGAGAAUGAACAGUGCUGAAAUGAGUAACAUAUCACCAUGGUUUGCUUCUGCCAAUGCUUGUGCUCCUGUAGCUAUAAAGUCGUUUUUACCUUCUAGAGGAGAACAGCCUCACCCAGUCGAGACAGCAGCUGGAAGUGGAACCCAGAGGAUCAUCACAUCGAUGGCAGAUGGUGUCCAACAUGGAAGUGAUCCCAGCCGGACUCCAGUUAUUUCAACUUCACCGACUAUGAUGUUUCACCCUCCUGCUUAUCAGUAUGCAGGAUUCCCUUUUACUCCUAGUGUCCACCUUCAAGCACCGGGGUUUUCAAUUGGGUCUACAUCAUAUGCGAAUUCUGCACCUGGAGGAAUUCCUUAUUUCCCUACAAUUGCUCCGACGCUUGUUGGCCCAGCAGGUGCAUUACCUGCUCAGCAUACUCGACAAUAUGCAAUAAACCUCCCUGAAGGAAGCAGCACUGUUGGACAUGACAAUAAUCGGAAAUGGGGAAGACAGGGUCUUGAUCUUAAUUCUGGCCCUGGAAGUGUGGAUGUAGAAGUGAAGGACGAUAGAGUAACUUUACCAGUUAGACAAAAUUUUAUUGCGCCACCACAUGCCUUUGUGGACGAGCAUACGAGAAUGUAUCAAAUGCCUCCAGGUGUUGGAAUAAAGAGGAAGGAACCAGAGGGCAGUUGGGAUGCCGAACGAUCUUCAUACAAACAAUUGUCAUGGCAAUGAGCUUUUGCUGGUAUCAUUUCUCAGCGACUUCGGCAUCCAAUGAGCUUAGGCAGCUGCAUGUGGUACUUGGGUUCGUGUACUGCACCCUUGCUGGAAUAUACAAUUCAUACAUGGAUACUUUCCUUGUGAUGAUGUGAAUGUGAGAGGAACGAUGCUUUGAUGUAAUUGCUGUAAAUGUUCAUAUUUCAUACUUUCCUGGAAACAAUUUUCCUUGGCAUUGGCAGUUGCUUUGCUAGAUUUUCUUAGCUGUCAGGGACUCAGGCAUGCUUCUAAUUUGCUUGGGAGGGUAUGACUGGAGAUGGAAACGGUAUAGGUCCUGGGCCUCAAGAAACAUCUGAAGCCGCUGUAAUUAGGUUCAGUUUGUUUGUUUUUAGUUUCUUAUGACAGACCAAUUUUCUCUUUUUGGAGCACAUCUGCAGCCUUACAUAUGAUUUAGAUGUAACAUGUAUUUUAUGUGGAAACGUUACAUCUGUUUGCCCAUGUAACUCUAGUGGACUAUCCUGGGGGAUGACACUCGAUCUGCAGUUCCUGAAUGCCUGUAAAGCGCAUUCUGGUGUAUCCAUCGGUGCCUUGCAAUGGUUAAGAAAUUUAGUGGACCGAUAAGCAA